UCAGAGCUGGGCGGAAUAACAGUGUGCUGUUGUGUCUCACGGCUCCGCGAUGGUGGCACCUCUGCGCGCUUUGCCUCCUGCUAUCCGGACCAGGGACACCAGCGGCACAGAAGUGACACACCGGCGUCGAAUUCUGCACAAUUAUCAGCGUGAGACGAGCCGAGCGACGGAGUAGAAGGCUGCUGUCAUGGAGAAGCAGAGCAGAGGCAAGGAGGAAAUGCCGACGUCGAAGGAGGAGAAGCGCAAGGAGAAGAAGCCGAAAUCUGGGAAGCUGUUCCGAAAGAAAUCGCUGAAGUCCGUGGGGAGCUUUAUGAACAGAAUCAUCAAAACUUUGGGCACUUUCACCCACUUUGGAGACGCUGACGCGCAGGACGCGGAGGACGACGACGGGGGGUUUCGAAAUGGCGCACCUUGCACCCUCAGCGCCGGCUCAGGAAUAAUCAAAGAGGAUGUACAAAUGGCUUGGGAUCGGGUGGUGAAGAACCCCUCCAGCACGUCUUCGUCUCUGUGCACCGGCAGAGAGAAGCUACUUUACCAAUACGGAGACAAGAUCCCGGGCGUUCUGGGGCUGAAGAACCACGGCAACACCUGCUUCAUGAACGCGGUGGUCCAGUGCCUGAGCAACACCGACCUGCUGGCCGAGUACCUGGGCUUGGAGAGGUACAAGAUGGACCUGAGUCAGACCAGAAUAAACGGGGUGGUGAAGGCUGAGGAGAGCAGGCUGGCCAAGGGAGAAGUCACCGAGCAGUUGGCGUCACUUGUCAGGGCUCUGUGGACUCUGGAGUACACCCCGCAGCUGUCCGUGGACUUCAAGACUAUCGUGUCCAAGUACGGAUCCCAGUUCCGUGGUAACUCCCAGCACGACGCCCUGGAGUUCCUCCUGUGGCUGCUGGAUCGCGUCCACGAAGACGUCAUCCUGGCCUCCCACAACAACAACAACAAGACCAAAGCUCCUGGAAAGGGUUCCGGUGGAGCCGAGGAGGUGCCGUCUCCGGACCCGUGCCCGUCCCAGCAGCCCAGGGUUCAACACAGCUUCGUCCAGGAACAUUUCCAGGCUCAGUACAAGUCGUCGCUGACGUGUCCUCACUGCCUGAAGCAGAGCAACACCUUUGACCCGUUCCUCUGCAUCUCGCUGCCCAUCCCUCUGCGGCAGACCAGGCCGAUGUGUGUGACGCUGGUGUUCAGCACCAAAGGACAGCGGUACCUGCGGGUCGGCCUGGCGGUGCCGCUGUUCGGCUCCGUGGCCUGCCUGAGGAGGAUGGUGGCCGACGAGGGGAAAAUCUCCCCGGACCAGGUGAUCCUGACAGAGGUGUACUCCACAGGCUUCCACCGCUCCUUCUUUGAUGAGGAGGAUCUAACUAGCAUAGCCGAGAACGACGUCAUCUACGCCUUCCAGGCUCCACCGCUCUACAUCAGAGGAGGCUCUGCACGGAUCUCAGGAUACCAUCACAGCCUGCCGUCGUCUCCAUACUCCACCGGACCCGAGGGUCAGAGGUUAACGUCAGCUGGGACCUUAUCGUCAGAGUUCCUCAACCAGGGCGUCCCUGUCAAGAUCCUGCUGCUGGUGUGCAACGCUGCAGGGGCAGGCCAGCAGACUGUUAGGUUCGGACCUCCGUUCCUAAUGAGGGAGGAUCGGGGGAUUUCCUGGGACCAGCUGCAGCAGAGCAUCCUCAGCAAGCUUUAUUAUCUGAUGAUCAAUGGAGCUCAGGCACAGAAUACCAGAGUGUUGUUCAACAUCCGUGUGGUUGGAGGAUCUGCGUUUUACAGCUACCUGUCGCCUCAGGACGGCCGUCCGCUCUACCACCCGGCCGUCGACAGAGCUCUGAAGCUCUGCGGCUCAGGAGGACCUCCACACGUGAAGCUCAUCAUCGAGUGGGAACACAGAAUCAAGGACUGCCUGUUCGGUAACAUCCAGGAGGAGGUGGUGAAGGAUGCGGAGAGCGUGAGGAAUCAGCAGCAGCAGCACGUCCAGCAGUACAGCUGCACCUUGGACGAGUGCUUCCAGCUCUACACCAAAGAGGAGCAGUUGGCCCCGGACGAUGCGUGGAAGUGCCCCCACUGCAAGCAGCUGCAGCAGGGCAUGGUGAAGAUGAGCCUGUGGACGCUGCCGGACAUCCUCAUCCUGCACCUGAAGCGCUUCAGGCAGGUGGGCGAGCGCAGGAACAAGCUCACCACGUUCGUGCAUUUCCCCCUGGCGGGCCUGGACCUGACGCCUCACAUGGUGCACCGCGGCCACGGCGGCCACCAGACGCCUCUGCAGCCCGGCUGGAAGCAGCCCAGACGGCCGGACCUGGCGCCCCCCGACUUCCUGUACGAUCUGUACGCCGUCUGCAACCACCACGGAGGAAUGCACGGUGGACAUUACACAGCCUUCUGCAGGAACUCGGUGGACGGCCAGUGGUACAGCUACGACGACAGCAGCGCCGAGCCGGUCCCGGAGGCGGAGGUGUGCACGCGUGGAGCCUACAUCCUCUUCUACCAGAGAAGGAACACCAUCCCCCCCUGGUCGGCCAGCUCCUCGGUCACCGGCUCCACCAGCUCGUCCGCCUCCGACCACUGGCUGGUCCGCCUGACGGGGGGCAGCAAGAGGGGCAGCGUGGUGUCGGGUGGGCCCAUCCCCGGACCUCUGGGGCCCACGCAGGCUCCAGAGUCUCCUGAGUUGCCGGUGUUUGGAGAAGAACCCCCAAGAAGAGUAGAAACAAAUGGGUCUGAGGUCGGCCCGUUUGUUCGAGCGACCCAAGGCAGGAGUGUCAGCAUGAGGUCACCGACCAAGCCCAAGGAGUCUCUGAACAAAGUUCUUCCUCUGCGAUGGUCCUUCGGGUCCAAAGACCGCAUCAAGCACUCGGUCCAGACGCAGUCCGGAGAGCUGGUCGAGUACCUGGAGUCCGGGCGCCGGCCUCGCUGCACCAAAGACCCGAUCAUCACCCUGGUGGCCACGCCGCCGCAAAGGAGCGCCCAGGGAAGAGCGUUCGAAGCAGGACAGGACUGCAGCUCCCCGAGCGGCAGCAGCCUGAGCUGCACCGACAGACUCAGCUCAGACGCCUGUUACUCCCCCAAAAUACCCGAAGGGCAGAGCAGGCCGUACGCCGAGAGAAGCAUCAGCCACGGAGUCGGAAACGGCAGCAACGCCAACGUCAGAGACGACGACUCUCUGAGGCGGAGAUCUUCUAAGAGAGGAAGGCCGGACCAGGGCAGGACCCUGGACUUCCAGCUGCACAGAGGAGCCAUCCUGGGUGGUCACAUCAGCCACAGUGCACCUCCAAGCAGAGACUCCACGCUGAGGAGAACCAAGGUCCAGACAGGGGUGACCUCCAGGCCCCAGAAGGACUUGUUACAGAUGGUGAUCCAGGCCGAGGACCGGAGAGGGCAGCGGGGACAGGAAGCCCGGAGCCAGGACAGCCUCUUGUCUUUUUUCAAGCCUGGCUUCAUGAAGAAAGACGUCACCAGGUCGCCCAUCAAGGGCCAGUGUUUGAACGGCCACGGGCAGCUGGGGAAGCUGGCGAGCAGUAACUUAGCCAAACUGUCCCUCUCCAACGGGACGCUGACCGCGGUGGCGCUGGAGGAGAGGAGGGGCAACGCCGUGCCCGGCUGUGACCAGCACGCCUGCAAGGCCCAGCUGGUCAACGGGAAGGCCGGGAGCCACGAGCCCGUCGACAUCAAGCGCGCCCACAGCUCCAGCAACAUCCAGACCAAGCUGGAUUUGACGUUUCGCAGGUGCGCCUCCCUGCAGAGGAACGGAGAAGUCGUGGUGCCUCCGGCCCACCGCGUCCUGCUGUCGGAGAAGCCGUGCUUUGCCACUCUGCAGCGGACGCGAUACAGUACCACCUCCCUGGUGCCUCUGUGACAGCCCAGAAUGCCUGCUGAACACUAGGACCUCGACCGAUCUGUAAGAACGGCGCCCGGCGGAGCCCCCCAGACGGAGUCAUCACUUGAAAUAAAGUACAUCUUCUCUCUCUCUCCACUUCAUAGUACUGUUAUAAGUUCUUACCCGUGUGUGUCUUAAACUAAAUCUAUGCAGAGUUGAAUUACUGGAGGGAAAAUACUGCUGUAAUGUGAUCUGUUGCCCCGAAGUUUUUUUAUUUUUUGGGGUCCCUUGGGGGGGUGGGAGGUUUGAUUUGCAUGUUUUCAGUCCAUUACACAUAUGAUAAAGAGUUUGGAGGGUAGGAAACACCUUUUAGUUCAUGUGAAACAGCGUAUAGGGUUUACAGAUAACGGGCUAAGACGUGUAAGAUUGUUCUUAAACACUGCAAAAAGUACUAACAGCGCACUGUAAAUCAGCUGCUACCAGAGUGUAAAUCAUUUGCUUUGUCAUUUAUUAUCAGUUUAAUAUUCUAUUAUAUUAUUGAUGCACUUUUUUAAAAGAACGUUUUUUUUUUCUACACGACCAGAGCUGAUUUGGACAAAGAGCUUCUUUUCAGACGUUUGAUCUACAAAUUGUGAGAAAACUAAAUGGUUGGAAACCAAUAGAUGGAGCAUAAAGGGACUCGGCUUUGUUCGCUUUUUAAGUUUCUCAAACGUAAAGCGGUGAUGAUGGCUUCCUCACUAACAACAUUUUCUCUCGUAUGAGCCGCUCCAGAUGGAAGUCUUACUGAUAAAACACCGACAUUAUCAGGAUACAAAAGCUCCAUGUGAAGCAGCUUUCUCAUUUGGGAUUGAAAAGCGGGAUUCACAGCGUGUGCACAAUUAUUCUUUUUUACUGCAGCCAUAGGGACGUGAUGAAUACUAAUGCUUCAUCACAUAAUCUGUAAUGAAUUAGCAUUUUUAAUGUACAGAGCGUUCAGACCCUUUGGUUUGUUCACAUUUUGUUCCCCCAUCAGUCUACGGUAAGACCUCAUAACGACAAAGCAAGAACGGAAUUUCAACAUUAUUUAAUUUAUUAUAAAGGGGAAAAAAUCGAAUCGACAUCAAGUACUCAGACCAUUUACCUCGUAACUCUACAAGGAACCCAGUGAUCUUCUUGGAUGCGACACUAGCCUUGCUCAGGAGCAGGCCUUCUCUCAACCCUGACUAGUCUCCCUGUCUGCAUGAUGAUGCCACCACCGUGCUUCACCAUUGAGAUGGUGCUGGGCAGGAGAUAAGCAACGCCUGGUUUCCUCUUGCCAUGACUUUUCUGAGUCUUGAUUUAAUCCGACCACAGCCUCAAAGUCUCUGGUGCUUUUUUAAAAAAAAAUUCUCAACAGUUUUCAAUCAAGAUUUCAUUUCAGGAGCAGGCUUUCAUUUAUCCCUUUGUCCUGUUCAGCUUUGUCUCAUCCCUGACUAGUCUCCCACAUGAUGAUGCCACCACCGUGCUUCACCAUUGAGAUGGUGCUGGGCAGGCGAUAAGUAACGCCCGGUUUCCUCUCGACAGUUGAGUCUUGAUUUAAUCCAACCAGAGAAUCUUAUUUUUCACAGCCUCAAAGUCUCUGGUGCUUUUUUAUUUUUAUUAUUUUUUGACAGUUUUCAAGUGUGAAGUGCUGCAGUGAUGGUUUGUCCUCCUGAAAGCUUCUUCCGUCUCCACCAAGAAUGUUUGGAGCUCAAGGAAGCGGUGAUCGGGUUCACCCCUCUCACCGAGGCCCUUCUGGUUCAGGAAGGUGUUCGAAACUUCUUCCAUUUCAGAACCACACAAAUCAAUGUCCUCUUGGCAAACUGUCGAUGCAGCAGGAAUGUUUUCGUAGCCUUCCCCAGAUUUGUGCCUCCACACAGUCCUGUAGGCAGUUCCUUCACCUUCAGCUUCACAUGUAUUGUCAGCUGUGAGAUCUUCUAUAGGCAGCAGGAUGGGGGCGUUAACGAAGCUCGACAGUAAGUAUGAUCGAUCUGCAUAGGAGAGGAAGUGAGUCUGUGACAAUCUGAUUAACAAAAAUGUCUGUUACGCGAGAAAAAAUGAAACAGGAAUUUACAGAGCAGAUAUUUUAUUUGAUCUUUGUUUUGGUGUUGGGGAUUUUCUUUGAAGGCGCCUAAAACGUCUGUGGGGAGCACCAAAAAUUCCUCUUUGCACACAAAUAAACCCUGCACAGCUCUAGAUUAAUUAAAUUUUACCACAAAGCUAGCAAAUGUCACGGCAAAGGGUCUGAGCACUUAUGUGAUGUUUUUCCUUUUUAAAUUUGCUAAACUAAUUUGUCGUUAUGGGGAGUUGAGUGUCGACUGAUGAGGAGAAGAAAAUGGACUCUGAAUACGUUCUGUGUGCAACGUACAUUUGUUUCACCAUCUGCUGGAGCCAAACUCCAAGAGGAGCAUCAGCAUAAAUCAGAUUUCUAUCUUUAAUCUUCCCUUUUGAACGAACUAUUUCGGCUCUUUGGUUGUAAAUCCUUGGUCCUGACUGGUUGCCUUCACCGUGUCUGUCUUCACCUCUCCUGUCCCUUAACGUCACCGUCUAACAACCACUUGUUACCAAAAUUAAGUAUAUGAAGGAUGUGUCUGAGACAUUAUUUGGGGGGGAGAGAAAAAAUGUCUAGAUUAUAUUUUAUUAACUUUUUUAAAGGUCUACAUUUUGUACCGGAUGUGUAAUUAUGUAAUUUAAGAUUAAAACUGUAUGUUUGGGGUGUACGAGGUCAGAUUUGGUGAGCGGGUUGGAAUUGGACACAACACACAGAAGCGUCGGACUGUCUGUAACGUCUGCUUAAUGUACUGCAAGUUUUACGGAUUGCAAAUUAAACACGGCUUUUCUCACAAAC
Molecule: messenger RNA, 6650 nt
Organism: Stegastes partitus (bicolor damselfish)
Lineage: Eukaryota; Metazoa; Chordata; Actinopteri; Pomacentridae
Gene: usp43b
Product: ubiquitin specific peptidase 43b
Exons: 16
Coding region: 188-3844 (1218 amino acids)
Biological process (GO): protein deubiquitination
Molecular function (GO): cysteine-type deubiquitinase activity
Source: RefSeq, a predicted model, not a curated record